Candidula unifasciata is the source of this 390-nucleotide messenger RNA. NCBI's taxonomy places the organism in Eukaryota, Metazoa, Mollusca, Gastropoda, Stylommatophora, Geomitridae. The record is from the annotation of a GenBank genome assembly.
AUGACUUCAAUGUCAACGUCUGCUACAAUGUUCGCAACAACAAUGGCGACGUCAUCUGUACUUAUGGGUGAGGGAGCAUCGACGACUAGUCCUGAGAGUGUGUUAGAAACUACAAGUAGCCGGCCGGUCCAGAAUAAUCUUCCAUGGAGCAUAUAUCUACAGAAGAUCUCUGAUGCUUGCUACACUGGGCAGAACUACAAGACACUAACCAACGCCAGACACAUCAUUGACUGUGCUUCUAGAUGCAUCAGAGACACUUCCUGCAAGGGAAUCAACUUUAGAAAGUCCACUAAACAGUGUGACCUCAUUCAGGACGUAAAGAGUUCAACAACGUGGGAAAUAGAUGGGACUGUCGGCUGCGCAUUCUGGGAGAUGGUUUGGAAGCACUAA